Dicrocoelium dendriticum is the source of this 624-nucleotide messenger RNA. The record is from the annotation of a GenBank genome assembly. NCBI's taxonomy places the organism in Eukaryota, Metazoa, Platyhelminthes, Trematoda, Plagiorchiida, Dicrocoeliidae.
AUGUUCCGGCUACUCCAGCCACAAGGCCGCUCACCGUCAGCUCCCCACCAGGCCGCCCCCCCCACCAAUGACCUGCUAUCCUCCCCCCCCCGCCCCCACCGACACUCAGACCGCCUCCACGAACUCACGCCCCCCCCCCCCCCCCCCACCCGCCCACCACCCGCCCCCCGCAACCCCCUUCCACUGCAGCUUGGCCCCCCACCGCCGCCCCGGCCACCCUCACCCACUCACCCCUCCCCCGGCUACCCCGUCGUGCCUCGCCGGCCCACCGCGCAAAUCCCCCUACCGUUCUUCACCCUUACACUACCCCACGCCGGCGCACCCCCCCACCCUGGCCCUCCUCCUCUCCGCCUCCCCCGCACACCACGCGUACGCCUCGGAGCUCUCAUCCUCCUGCGGGAACUCGCGCGCCCACCCCUCCCCUGGCUCCGAGCCGCCGACUCUGUCCCGCCCAACUCGACUUACCCUCCGACAACACCAUCCUCCCUAAUCUCGCCGCCGUCCGAGGGAAGCCCCGGCGCUUACGGACCCCACCCCACCCCGGACCGGCACCGAGCGGCUCGGGGACCUUCCUUCACCUCAAUAUCCCACUCCCCCACAAACCCUUAUGUGCUACCUGUCUGA